Cryptosporidium ubiquitum is the source of this 1503-nucleotide messenger RNA. Its product is annotated as signal recognition related protein. Bases 1 to 1503 code for a protein of 500 amino acids. Gene Ontology annotation, molecular function: GTP binding; ATP hydrolysis activity; 7S RNA binding. Gene Ontology annotation, biological process: SRP-dependent cotranslational protein targeting to membrane; SRP-dependent cotranslational protein targeting to membrane, translocation. The transcript has a single exon. Lineage: Eukaryota; Apicomplexa; Conoidasida; Eucoccidiorida; Cryptosporidiidae. Gene Ontology annotation, cellular component: cytosol; signal recognition particle, endoplasmic reticulum targeting. The record is from RefSeq and is a predicted model, not a curated record.
AUGGUUCUGGCAGAUUUGGGAGGACAGCUAGCCUCGGCUAUUCGAAAGUUCCAAUCAAGUACCAUUGUAGACGAGGCUGCUAUAGACUUAUGUUUGAAAGAAAUUGCAACAGCUCUACUCAAGGCAGAUGUCAAUGUGAAGCUGGUUGCUCAGCUGAGAAACAAUAUUAAGAAGUCUGUGGAACAGGAGGAUGUGGCAGGAGGUUCAAACAGACGUCGUCAGAUCCAGAGUGCUGUUGUGGAGGAGCUGGUGAAUAUACUGACUCCAAGCAGAACUCCCUACGUUCCCCAGAGAGAUAAAUCUAAUGUUAUAGUUUUUGUUGGUCUCCAGGGUUCAGGAAAGACAACUACUUGUACUAAGUUUGCCAACUAUUAUCAAAGAAGAGGUUGGAAAACGGCUUUGGUUUGUGCGGAUACUUUCAGAGCUGGAGCUUUUGAUCAGCUUAAACAGAAUGCAACAAAAGUCAAGAUUCCGUUCUAUGGAAGCUACACAGAGACUGAUCCUGUUAAGAUUGCUCGUGAUGGUGUCAGAGAGUUCAGGAAGGAAGGUUACGACCUAAUUAUUGUAGAUACUUCCGGUCGCCAUAAACAGGAGGCAUCUUUAUUUGUCGAAAUGGAGCAAGUUGUGAUGGAAACUAACCCUGAUGAUGUGGUAUUUGUCAUGGACAGUCAUAUUGGCCAGGCCUGCUACGACCAGGCAAUGGCAUUUUGCAGUGCAGUUGAUGUUGGAAGUGUCAUUAUCACCAAGCUGGAUGGCCACGCAAAGGGAGGAGGAGCUUUGUCAGCUGUAGCUGCAACUGGAGCUCCCAUCAUCUUUAUUGGAACUGGAGAGCACUUCGAUGAAUUUGAACCUUUUGAAACUAAGGGAUUUGUUUCAAGAUUACUUGGACUUGGUGAUAUUAGUGGCUUAAUGGCUAAAAUUAAUGAGGUUGUCCCUUUGGAGAGACAGCCAGAUAUGGUCAAUAGGAUUGUCCAAGGUAUCUUUACAUUGAGAGAUAUGUACGAGCAAUUCCAGAAUAUGUUAAAUAUGGGCUCUCCAAGUGCUCUUUUGUCUAUGAUUCCUGGAAUGGGUCCAAAUAUCCUUGCAAAAGAGGACGAACAGGCAGGAAUAGAAAGGCUCAAGAAGUUUAUGGUCAUUAUGGACUCUAUGACAGAAAAUGAAUUAGAUAAUGAAAAGACUAUUAAUGCUUCCAGAAUAGAGCGUAUAUCUAGGGGAAGUGGAACUUCCAAUGAAGAUGUACAAGAACUCCUCUCUCAGCACAAAAUGUUUUCCAAGAUGGUGGGUCAGAUUGGAAAACUUGGCUUAGGGAAAAAGGGAGGAUUGGAUAUGUCAUCUAUUAUGAAAAAUCCUACCCAACUCAUACAAAAGAUGCAAAAAGCCAUUGACCCUAGAAUCUUUAAACAUAUGGGAGGACCUCAGAAUAUGAUGAAUAUGAUGAGAGAAAUGGAUAAGUUCCAAGGCUCUCCCGAUUUCCAGAAGAUGUUUGGAGGUAUGGGACUCUAG